CCACUUCCGGCUAGCGCGAGGGGCGCGCGGGCCGGGACGGCGCCAUGGCAACAACGACCCCGAAGGUGCCGGAGGUUCGGGACGUGACGCGGAUCGAGCGCAUUGGUGCGCAUUCCCACAUCCGCGGCCUAGGCCUCGAUGAUGCGUUGGAGCCUCGGCAGGUAUCCCAAGGCAUGGUUGGACAGUUGGGCGCCCGCCGCGCCGCCGGCGUCAUCCUGGAGAUGAUCAAGGAGGGGAAGAUCGCGGGCAGAGCUGUGCUCAUCGCCGGCCAGCCCGGCACCGGCAAGACCGCCAUUGCUAUGGGAAUGGCGCAGGCGCUGGGAGCCGACACCCCCUUCACGGCCAUUGCGGGCAGUGAGAUCUUCUCCCUGGAGAUGAGCCGCACCGAGGCCCUCACCCAGGCCUUCCGGCGCUCCAUCGGCGUCCGCAUCCGGGAGGAGACGGAGAUCAUCGAAGGGGAAGUGGUGGAGAUCCAGAUCGACCGCCCCGCCACCGGCACCGGCACCAAAGUGGGGAAGCUGACGCUGAAGACGACGGAGAUGGAGACCAUUUAUGACCUGGGCACCAAAAUGAUCGAGUCCUUGACCAAGGAGAAGGUGCAGGCAGGGGACGUCAUCACCAUUGACAAGGCCACUGGGAAGAUCUCCAAGCUGGGGCGCUCCUUCACCAGGGCACGGGACUACGACGCCAUGGGGGCACAGACCAAGUUCGUGCAGUGCCCCGACGGGGAGCUGCAGAAGCGGAAGGAGGUCGUGCACACGGUGUCCCUGCACGAGAUCGACGUCAUCAACAGCCGCACCCAGGGCUUCCUCGCCCUCUUCUCGGGUGACACCGGCGAGAUCAAGGCUGAGGUGCGGGAGCAAAUCAACGCCAAGGUGGCCGAGUGGCGCGAGGAGGGCAAGGCCGAAGUGAUCCCGGGGGUGCUGUUCAUCGAUGAGGUUCACAUGCUGGACAUCGAGUGCUUCUCGUUCCUGAACCGGGCCCUGGAGAGCGACCUGGCCCCCGUGCUCAUCAUGGCCACCAACCGCGGCAUCACCCGGAUCAGAGGCACCAACUACCAGAGCCCCCACGGGCUCCCCAUCGACCUCCUGGACCGGCUCCUGAUCAUCUCCACGGCGCCCUAUAGCGACAAGGAGACCAAGCAGAUCCUCAAGAUACGGUGCGAGGAGGAGGACGUGGAGAUGACGGACGACGCGUACUCGGUGCUGACGCGCAUCGGGCUGGAGACGUCCCUGCGCUACGCCAUGCAGCUCAUCACCGCCGCCAGCCUGGUGGCCAGGAAGAGGCAGGGGGGGGAGGUGCAGGUCGAGGACAUCAAACGCGUUUAUUCCCUGUUCCUGGACGAGUCCCGCUCCACCCAGUACAUGCGGGAGUACCAGGAGGCCUUCCUGUUCAACGAGCUGCAGAGCGAAACCAUGGAAACACCGUGACCCCCCCCCACCCCCGU
Neopsephotus bourkii (Bourke's parrot) is the source of this 1447-nucleotide messenger RNA. It is a transcript of the gene RUVBL2, whose product is annotated as RuvB like AAA ATPase 2. Gene Ontology annotation, biological process: regulation of transcription by RNA polymerase II; chromatin remodeling; box C/D snoRNP assembly. Gene Ontology annotation, molecular function: ATP binding; ATP hydrolysis activity; DNA helicase activity. Lineage: Eukaryota; Metazoa; Chordata; Aves; Psittaciformes; Psittacidae. The coding region runs from base 45 to 1430 and encodes 461 amino acids. Gene Ontology annotation, cellular component: Ino80 complex; R2TP complex; NuA4 histone acetyltransferase complex. The record is from RefSeq and is a predicted model, not a curated record. The transcript has 15 exons.